AUGCACCUCUCCUCUUGUCCCGCAGGACCCUUCCCUUAUCUGCCUGUUCCAGUGAUUUCACCCCAUCCCUGCCACCGUAUCCAUGCCACUCAAGGCGUUAUGUUCUACACUUUGCCGCAAGCCUUUGAUAGCACGUGCACACCAGCCUCAUUGAGCAAGCCCAUAAAGUCUGGAUUGUCAAUUGACAUGACAACCCAAUUUGAUGCUGCAGCUUUCUUUAUCGCUGUGCCGCAUGUGCACCGAGUAGAUCUCGUCGUCAAGCCUUUACUUCAUGGAUCACGUCUAGGAGCAAACUUAUCGUCUAACACCAAACUAUCAAUGGCCAUCACCGUUUCUCUCGCUCUCCUAUCCCUAAUGCCAAAUCUAUGA
Molecule: messenger RNA, 369 nt
Organism: Protopolystoma xenopodis
Lineage: Eukaryota; Metazoa; Platyhelminthes; Monogenea; Polystomatidea; Polystomatidae
Source: the annotation of a GenBank genome assembly